Engraulis encrasicolus (European anchovy) is the source of this 2274-nucleotide messenger RNA. RefSeq names its product potassium voltage-gated channel subfamily A regulatory beta subunit 2a (gene kcnab2a). The transcript has 14 exons. Gene Ontology annotation, biological process: transmembrane transport; potassium ion transport; regulation of action potential. Gene Ontology annotation, molecular function: potassium channel regulator activity; transmembrane transporter binding; voltage-gated potassium channel activity. The record is from RefSeq and is a predicted model, not a curated record. The coding region runs from base 491 to 1690 and encodes 399 amino acids. NCBI's taxonomy places the organism in Eukaryota, Metazoa, Chordata, Actinopteri, Clupeiformes, Engraulidae. Gene Ontology annotation, cellular component: voltage-gated potassium channel complex; membrane; juxtaparanode region of axon.
UCUCUUUCAUUUUCUCACUGUUUCUUUCAUGGAGGUGUCUCACAAACAUCCUCUGAGGAUCGUCUUCCAUCUCCACUCUUGGCUUCCCUGUAGGGGAGCAUUGUGGUCAUUCUGCAACAGGACAUAGUUGGAGUUCAUGAGACGGCUGUGUGAUUGUGCGUGGUGUGUGUCUACGCGUCUUUUGGUGUGCUGUUUUUUCUUCUGCACAUCUUCUGCAAAGGAACUGUAGAUUUCUGCAUCUACUGCACUGUACAGACACUGCGCAACUGAAGAGCAUUUCUGCGAAUAUCUCCCACAGCUGGUAACUCUCACACCCUCUCCCGCUCCCGCUCCCCUCGCUGCUGCGUGCCUCCCUCAGCGGGGUUUGUGUGGGUGUGUGCGUGCGCGCGCACCCCUCGUCAUUUCACGUGUGUGUGGGUCUUGAUCAGCCGGAACCCUGUUCGGCUCCAUCACAAACACCGCCGGCGGUGGCGGUGGAGCUGGGUCAGGUAUGCAGGUGUCGUUCGUGUGCUCGGACCACCGGUCCAUGAGCCGGAGCACCGACGACCGCCUCAACCGCCAGCAGAACACCAGCAGCCCCAGCGGCGGCGGCCCGCGCAGCAAGUUCCGCGCCGUGGCCAUGGUGGCUCGCAGCCUCGGCCAGCUGUCCGUGCAGAGCGUGCCCACGUCCAGCGAGCAGAGCAUACGGACCGGCAUGAAGUAUAGAAACCUAGGAAAGUCGGGACUGAGAGUGUCAUGCCUAGGGCUCGGAACAUGGGUCACAUUCGGAGGACAGAUCACAGACGAGAUGGCGGAGCAGCUGAUGACGUUGGCCUAUGAGAAUGGGAUCAAUCUGUUUGACACAGCGGAGGUCUACGCUGCAGGAAAGGCGGAGGUUGUACUCGGUAACGUCAUUAAGAAGAAAGGAUGGAGGCGAUCCAGUUUAGUCAUCACAACUAAAAUAUUCUGGGGUGGAAAGGCAGAAACUGAAAGAGGGCUAUCCAGAAAACAUAUAAUAGAAGGUUUAAAAGCCUCGUUGGACAGAUUGCAGUUGGAGUAUGUGGAUGUCGUGUUUGCAAAUAGACCAGAUCCCAACACACCCAUGGAAGAAACGGUGCGAGCGAUGACCCAUGUGAUCAACCAAGGGAUGGCGAUGUACUGGGGCACGUCGCGCUGGAGUCCCAUGGAGAUCAUGGAGGCGUACUCUGUAGCGCGGCAAUUCAACCAGAUCCCGCCCAUCUGCGAGCAGGCCGAGUACCACAUGUUCCAGAGGGAGAAGGUGGAGGUGCAGCUACCAGAACUCUUUCACAAAAUAGGUGUUGGGGCGAUGACCUGGUCUCCACUGGCGUGUGGGAUCAUCUCAGGGAAAUACGACAGUGGGGUGCCGCCCUACUCCCGCGCCUCUCUAAAGGGCUACCAGUGGCUGAAGGACAAGAUCUUGAGCGAGGAGGGCCGGCGCCAGCAGGCGAAGCUGAAAGAGCUGCAGGCCAUCGCCGAGCGGCUCGGGUGCACCCUGCCGCAACUCGCCAUCGCGUGGUGCCUGAGGAAUGAAGGGGUGAGCUCUGUACUCUUAGGAGCCUCCAACACGGACCAGCUGAUGGAGAACAUAGGAGCAAUACAGGUUCUUCCAAAGUUGUCCUCCUCCAUAACGCACGAGGUGGACAGUAUCCUGGGGAACAAGCCCUACAGUAAAAAGGACUACCGCUCCUAAACUGCUUGGACAUCCCCCUGCCCUCCACUCCAGCUUCACUGCACCGCGUCCUGCCUCCUCCUCCUCCUCCUCCUCUUCCUCUUCCUCCUCGUCCUCCUCACUUACGCCCCCUCCACUCAGCUCCGUCCCAUGCCUGUUCCCGCUUGAGCUACAACUGAAUGACACCCAGCCCACCCGGCGCAUGAGAUCGCCUCUCCUCCCACCAGAGGGGAACUACGCCAUUUAGAACAUCAAAAAAAUGAUUAAAAAAAUAAAUACAUGACAAAAAAAUGAAGGAGAAAACAAACACCAGGAAAAGCAAGGGGGUGAAACGAUUAAAAAAUAUAUAUAUGUUUAGCUAGGUAGUAAAAGCAUAAGAAAAGUUUUUAAGAAGUAAAUUGAAAUGGCAAUGGUUAUACAUAAUCCGUUGGCAGAGGGUGAAGUGGAUGAAACGGUGUAUGAGAUUGUGGUUUGGAAAAAAAAAAGAAAACACAACACACAUAAAACACUGCUGAAACAUAUUUUAAAAAAGGGAUGCCGACCAAAAAAGGAAAAAAGCACACGCUUGCUUGGCUGUUGGAAAUUAAACUUGUUUUUUGAUUUUA